This is a messenger RNA of Calypte anna (Anna's hummingbird), 840 nucleotides long. RefSeq names its product cellular repressor of E1A stimulated genes 2 (gene CREG2). Lineage: Eukaryota; Metazoa; Chordata; Aves; Apodiformes; Trochilidae. The coding region runs from base 1 to 840 and encodes 279 amino acids. The transcript has 4 exons. The record is from RefSeq and is a predicted model, not a curated record.
AUGUCGGCGGGGCGGCGGGUACCGGCCCGGUGGUGGUGGUGGGUGCCUACCCUGCUGUGGGGCAGCGUCGGGGGCUACGUGGUGGUCAGCUCGGUGUCCUGGCCGCUGCCCGAGGCGGGGGCGGCGGCGGACGAGCUGCACAGUUCCUCCACCGAGGAGGCUCUCCCCUCGCUGCUGGAGGAGGCGGGCGGCCUUUGGAAGCAGAGCUACCCGGCCUCGGCUUACCGGGAGGAUGCGGCACUGGGCUCCGGGACGGCGGGGCGGCGGCCGGGGCAAGGGGCCACCCCCUCUAGGAUGUUUUCCUACCGACGGGAGGGUGGCGGGGCACCGGGCCGAGCCGGGACCGCUCGCUUCCUCGCCCGCUACAACACCUGGGGCUUCGUGGCUACGCGGGCCGCCCACGGAAAGCUCCACGGUGUGCCCUAUGGGAACUGUUUACUUCUCAGUGAUGGCCCCGUCAAUAACAGCACUGGAAUCCCUUUCUUCUAUGUGACACCGAAGGAUAACACCGUGGCAGAUCUCCUGAAGAAUCCCAUGGCUUCUCUGACCCUGCCAGAGGCAGAUGGAAAUUUCUGCAGAAAAAAUGUAAUUGAUCCAGAGGAUCCAAGGUGCACCAGGCUGACUCUUAUGGGACAGAUGGUCACGGUGCCUCCAGAGGAAGUGGAAUUUGCCAAGCAAGCAAUGUUUUCCAGGCACCCAGUGGUAAGAAAGUGGCCUCGCAGCUAUGAGUGGUUUUUCAUGAAAAUGAACAUUGAGCACAUCUGGCUUCAAAGCUGGUAUGGAGAAGUUUCUGCCAUUGCAGUAGAAGAGUAUUUAAAAGCAGUUCCAAGUAAAGGAUGA